UGAUUAUGAUACACAUACACAUUACACGCUAGACUCUGGACCAUCAUCUGCUAUCGGGGGUAAGUAGAUUCUUUUCAUGAAUUCUCAAUGCAUGUACCCGAUAUUUGCUCUUUCUCAGAUAACUCUGUUCCUCGAUUGCUCCUUUGUUGGGGCUGAAAAAAGAGGAACACAACGAUUGUUUGUGUAGUUAAUCAACCAAAUGAGAAAAAAGAGGAACACAACGAUUGAGAAUUAAGGGAUAGGUAAUCAAUCAAACUUGUUCUUGACUCUGUGCUAUUUCCAUCACAGUUGCUGGAAAGGUUUUCACUUUAUCAUUGAAUUGAUCCAAUGCUCUGGCUCUCGGUUUAUGAAUUAAUUAAACUGUUUUCAUUGACAUGAAUUGGAACUUUUGGACUGUUUCUUAUGACAAUUUUCAAACUUUAUAUAUAAAUUAGCUUGGGUAAGGAUUGUUGUUUAUGAAACCAAUUCCUUUGGAACUUCUGAUGCUAGAUGUAUUUUUUUAAUUAAGCCAUCCAUUUGCUUGUUUAUUGUUUCCCUGAUUCCCAGAGGCUUCAAUAUUUUGACCACUGGAAGCUGUUUUGUUGCCUUUGUAUGAGGUGUCAUUGAUAAUUAUGCUUCGAAGUGACAGUAUCAACUCCCUGAGAUAGGUGGUGAAAAUUGAAUUAUGGCUGAUGAUGGUGCUGAUCCAUUUCCGAAGUUGACAAGUGUGUAUAGAGUGUCUGGUUCCAAAAACAAUAAGCUGAGCUGGAAUGUAGCCAAUUCUCAGCAAAGUGUUGACUCCAGUGUAAACAACUCAAGGCAGUUACAGAGCAUUUCUGAUGGCAGUGCUUCAAGAUCCUGGUUUUCUCAAAAUUCUAGACCAAAUGCAUGGGAAGUUCCAAGUGUGAUUCAGAAGCUGAGGCUGGGGAAGCGGGGUAAUGACGGAUUGACUAACAACAGUAACCUACAGGACAAAAGUAAUUCUCCAGAUGCUCUGGCUUUGACGGGAAGUGGAAUUUUGAAUGACAGCAAGUUGCCUCCUGAGUCAGCAAUAUCUCCAACAUCAGAGACAUGUUUAAAUUCAUCUGUUGAUGUUGUUGAUACAACUACAUCCAAGGAUUUAAAAAAUGUUGAAUGCAAGGAUGAGAGAAUCCCAGAACCCCAUUGUGAAGACAAUGGAUCUGAUAUUGUUUUUGAUAGUGAUGACGAUUGUUUUUUAGACAACAUUGACUUGGAUACCGGGGAGAGAAGCCAUGAACAGUGCAAAAAGAGCAAGUGGCUCAGGAAUUUCUUUGAUAAAUUAAAUGCACUCACCAAUGAGGAGAUAAGUUCAUUAGACAGGCAGUGGCAUUGCCCAGCAUGCCAAGGGGGUUCUGGUGCUAUUGAUUGGUACAAAGGGUUGCAGCCCCUUUUGGAUCAUUCCAGAACAAUACAAACAACGAGGGCAAGACUGCACCGGAUGUUUGCUGAAACUUUGGAGGAAGAGUGUUUCAGGAGAAGAGCUCCAUUAACAACGGUUGGCGAAGUCCACAAUAUAUGGGAGGGUCUUGAUAAGAAAGUCAAGGAUCAUGAAAUAGUUUGGCCCCCAAUGGUUAUUAUCAUGAAUACAAGAUAUGAGCAGGACGAAAGUAAUAAGUGGAAUGGAAUGGGGAACCAAGAACUCGUCGAUUGCUUCAGUGACUAUGCUGCAUUGAAGGCUCGACACUCGUAUGGUCCACAAGGGCACCGAGGGAUGAGUGCUUUAAUUUUUGAGGAAACCACGGCAGGUUAUCUAGAAGCUGUGCGGCUGCACAAGCAUUUUAAAGAGCAAGGAAGAGAUAGGGAAGCUUGGGAUUGCUGUCAAAAUCCAUUUCUCCCAGGUGGGAAGCGCCAACUUUAUGGUUACUUGGCUUCUAAAGAAGAUUUGGAUAUUUUCAACAAACACUCCGGAGGAAAGACAAAACUGAAGUUUGAAAUGAGAUCAUAUCAAGAGAUGGUUGAGAGAAAGAUAAAACAUAUUAAUGAUGAUAGUCGGAAGCUUGACUAUUAUAAGAGCAUGGUAGCCAAAGAACAAAUCAAAUCACAAGUCGGUGCAGACUCUUUAUGUAAAUCAAGUGAGAAGUUAAGCAUGACAACUGAAAAAAACCGUGUUGACCAACAGGACAAGGAGAUGGAUGCACUAGAAAAAAAUUUCCAGAGCCAAAUCCAAGACAUUCAACAAGCCAUAGCUGCAAAGGAGGAUAAGUUUGUGAAAUUACAGCUGCAGGCAAUGCAAGAAAAAGUGAAAGAGUCCUGCAAAGAAUCUUCUGAGAAAGAGGACAAGGUGGAAAAUAUCUCUAGUUUCCUGAAGCCUCAAGACAAGGAGAUGAAGCAAUUCGAGGCAGAGAGAGAGAAAAUUAAAAAAAUUCAUGAAGAGAAAAAGUUGGCUCUGAAGAAGAAGCAGUGGCAAGAGCAGGUUGAACUUGAGAAGGAGUUAGAGAAUGAACUGACGCAGCUCAUGGACAAGUACAAUUGCAACCAAUCUCAAGAAAAAAACUGUUAGAAAUGAAUGACAGCUAGGUAACAUUAUUAAGGAAAACAUACACAGAAAUGGUAAAAGCCAAAAGCAUUCAUAGGCAUACAUAUCAGGCAGAGUACAUGAUUAUGUGUUCUUUCUGCCACAUUUUAUUUUCCAUAAAUUAAUACUUUUUUCUUUUGGUUUACCCUUGCAUUUUUUAUUUUGAAAGUUGAAAAGUGAGAGUUAACAAGCCCCACCGGCACCGAAAUUCUGGUCCCAUUUUCAUUGAUACUUGAUAUAGUUUUGCUCAUUAUAUCUGUAGCGUGCUUUGCUUGCAAAUGGUUUCGAAUAUAAGUAAUUUUCUGUUGA
This is a messenger RNA of Glycine soja, 2824 nucleotides long. RefSeq names its product protein SUPPRESSOR OF GENE SILENCING 3-like. The coding region runs from base 665 to 2500 and encodes 611 amino acids. The record is from RefSeq and is a predicted model, not a curated record. Lineage: Eukaryota; Viridiplantae; Streptophyta; Magnoliopsida; Fabales; Fabaceae. Gene Ontology annotation, biological process: defense response to virus; regulatory ncRNA-mediated gene silencing. The transcript has 6 exons.